AUGGUGGCCACAGAAUCCGAUGCAGUUACUCCCAGCGCAGAAGACGGCGUGUCUAACAACAACGACUUGGUCGAAGAGAAUGGAAACGUCAGUCCUGACCCCACCGAUGGGCCGUUGCGUCAAGGGACCAUAUCGUCUGCUCGAUAUAAUGUUCUUUGUACAAUGGUUGGCGGAGGCUGCUUAUCCUUGCCAAUGGCCUUUCAAAAGACUGGAAACGGAUUGUUUGGGCCGUGCAUGUUGCUGUUGACCGCCGCUGUGACCGACUGGUGCUUCCGAAUGAUUAUUGCAGCCACAAGAAAGUUGUCGCCUGUUCAAGCCCAUACUGUGGUGGUUGGAAAGGAGAGUUAUGAAUCAAUGGCCAGUGCGGCCUUCGGGGCAAGAGGUUUCUUGUUCACAAAAUGGCUGGUGACUGCCAUUUGCAUUUUUGGAGCGGUUGGAUAUGCUGUGUUGCUCAGAGACUUGCUGCAACCCAUAUCUGAUGCCAUUUUCCCUCACCAUGAAUUGGAUGGAGGGGUAGGAGGAGGCCCAUCUCUCGGAAACAAUCUCACAAUGAUGGCAGUGAUCCUGCUCGUUACGCCUCUAUGUGGUCUCCAGAACUUGUCCUCGCUGGAAAAGUUGGGUGCUGCGUCCAUGUCUGCCAUUAUUAUUGUCGGAGGGUGUAUUGCUUACCGAUCGCUUCAGUGUCUGGUAGACCAUCACGAAGAAACGACUUGGCCGGCAUUCCAGCUUUGGCCUGAUUCUGCCAAAGACGUGCUAGAUGCUUUCCCUCUCUUUGUGUCCUGCUAUGUGUGCCACUACAAUAUACCCUUGGUCCAUAACGAGCUCCAAUCUCCAACUCCUCAACGAGUCAGCUAUUGGCUGCGGUCGACAACAAUUUCUGCCUCCCUGUUCUACAUGGCUGUGGGAUUAGCUGGUUCGGCUUAUGGAAAAUGCACUGAUUCAGGAAAAGUGCAAGGCAACAUUUUGCUAGACUUUGAUGAAGACGACCCGCUUCUGGUGGUUGCUCGCAUGUGCCUGGCGUGCACUGUGACCUUGGCUUUCCCUCUGUUGGUCAUCCCUGCUCGCGAUAUCAUGCUUCGGACAUGGUUUGCGACACCUGGUCCAACGUCAGAGGCUGCAGGAGGUCCGUCGUCGGUUCCAGCAGAAACCCCGCCAGCCAACGAGGACAUGGCAGCCGCUCUAGAGGAGCCAUUGUUGCCCAAUGGUGAGGGCGAAGCUGAGAACCCAGAAGCAAUGCAACCGCAAAGCCCUGAAGAACCACAGGCAGAACAACACUCCUUGGCCCUACGUUUGGGGGUUGGAAUCGCCGUACUAUGGUCGGCCGCAGGAAUCGCCAGUUCUGUCAAGUCUAUCGACAUUGUGUGGGAUCUUCUUGGAUCAUCUCUCUCUGUCAUUCUUUCUUAUUUGCUCCCCAGCUUCGCGUAUAUUGCCAUUUUCGGUAGCUCUCUGACGAAUGGCGGGAACGAGGGUGGCGAUCGCACGACAGCACUAUCCUUUGCAAGGGGCAUGAUCUAUGUUUUUGUGCCUCUCAUGGUGAUAUCAACCAUCAAUGCAUUCUACAAUACUUUGUUCCGGUAG
This is a messenger RNA of Seminavis robusta, 1578 nucleotides long. The record is from the annotation of a GenBank genome assembly. NCBI's taxonomy places the organism in Eukaryota, Bacillariophyta, Bacillariophyceae, Naviculales, Naviculaceae.